AUGCAAUUUUCAGUCUUUAUAACGUACGGUCUCUACAUAGUUUCUGGAUUGGCUACUUCCAGCCCAGUACAGAAGCGGGACAUUAUCGACGAUCUGCAGAGCCAGGCUAUAGCUGCGCUACAGAAUGCUAUAGAUAAUGGACUGUUCAAGGAAUCUUGCUCCAUCUUUAAUGCAAAAGUUCGAAAGGAAUGGUCCACCCUCUCUCCAGAAGAGAAAAAGUCAUACACAUCCGCUGUGAACUGCUUAAUGGCAUUACCAUCGAAACUCGAUUCAAGCAUUGUCCCUGGCGCCAAAAGUCGAUAUGAUGAUUUUGUCGCGCAGCACAUUAACCAAACCUUGACGAUUCACGGUACUGGCUCUUUCCUGAGUUGGCACAGAUACUUUGUGUGGAGUUAUGAGACCGCACUUCGGGAUGAGUGCGGCUACACGGGUUACCAGCCCUAUUGGAAUUGGUUCUCCUUUCAAGAUGACCUAACAGCAUCACCCGUAUUCGACGGCAGUGCCACGAGUAUGAGCGGCGAUGGGUCCUUUGUCAGCCACAAUGGCAGCGUCGGCGGUGCUGGCACAAUCUAUCUGCCAUCUGGUAACGGCGGUGGCUGUCUCAAGAGCGGUCCAUUCCAAAACAUGGUUGCCAACUUGGGCCCUAUUUCUCCGACCAUGGCGGGUCAGGCAAAGGUAAACUCGAGUUUUGCCUACAAUCCGCGCUGUUUGAAGCGUGACCUCGGCACCUAUACAGCAUCGACCUGGCUCACUACAACUAAUCUCCUUAAUCUCACCUUGGGUAAUGCCGCCUCGAAUAUUGAAACAUUCCAGAAUGAGCUCCAAGGUCGCUUUCCGCAGGGUUUUCUAGGACUACAUGCUGCCGGGCAUUUCAGUAUUGGUGGUGAUGCAAGCGAUCUUUUCUCGUCACCCGUUGACCCGGUCUUCUGGCUCCAUCAUGCCAUGCUGGAUCGUAUUUGGUGGCUAUGGCAAGCUCUUCAUCUUGAUCAGGCAGACACCAUAGCUGGAACUAUAACGCUCUUUAAUAAUCCACCAAGCCGCAAUACAACAUUGGAUGAUACUAUUUACAUGGGCGAAUCAAACGCACCGACGCGGCCAAUCAAGGAUUUGUUGGACUCGCUCGGGGACUCGCCGUUUUGUUAUAUUAAUUUGUAA
This is a messenger RNA of Pestalotiopsis fici W106-1, 1155 nucleotides long. RefSeq lists its product as uncharacterized. NCBI's taxonomy places the organism in Eukaryota, Fungi, Ascomycota, Sordariomycetes, Amphisphaeriales, Sporocadaceae. Gene Ontology annotation, molecular function: oxidoreductase activity. Bases 1 to 1155 code for a protein of 384 amino acids. The record is from RefSeq and is a predicted model, not a curated record. The transcript has 4 exons.